Caenorhabditis remanei is the source of this 6534-nucleotide messenger RNA. RefSeq lists its product as uncharacterized. The transcript is spliced from 21 exons. Bases 1 to 6534 code for a protein of 2177 amino acids. NCBI's taxonomy places the organism in Eukaryota, Metazoa, Nematoda, Chromadorea, Rhabditida, Rhabditidae. The record is from RefSeq and is a predicted model, not a curated record.
AUGGCCUGUUCAUGGACAUUCCUAUGGCUCCUGUGGAUUGGACUAGUUGCUGUACUCCUCUUCGCCCUUCGAGGUCCACUCAAAAUUACUGAGUCGUUGGAAAGUGGUACUAACUAUAUAUUAAAAGAGAUUUCUACUCUCAGUGUAGUUUCAGCAACAUCGUACUUUAAUAAUCUAACUCCGAAGUUCUACGUUGCACUCACUGGAACUUCGAGCCUCGUUUCGGGAAUCAUCCUGAUUUUUGAAUGGUGGUAUUUUAAGAACAAUGCUGGUGUCGAACCCGGAGAGGAAGAGGGCUCUGACAACGAAGAGAGCCUUGAAAACACAAAGACUGUCCCAGAAUGCAAAGUGUGGCGAAACCCGAUGGCGUUAUUUCGAGCGGCCGAGUAUAAUCGAUUUCGAAAAGAAACAAAAUCCGAGCCGCUGACCUAUUACGAUAUGAAUCUAUCAGCACAAGAUCAUCAAUCAUUGUUCAUGUGUGAUGAAGAUCAAGGAAGAGCUGAAUAUGAAAUCAUGCAAGUGGCCUGGAGAGAAAGAGAAAGUGAAGAAAGAAUUCAAACAGCACGAGCAGCUCUUGGAAUUAAUUCAGAAUGUGCAUCGGCUUUGGUUCUCUUAGCAGAAGAAGACACUGAAACAGUAGCACAAGCUGAAAAUGUUCUGCGUCGUGCUCUCCGUGCAAUUGAAACUACCUUGAGUUCUUAUUCAAAUAAUCAAAUCGCCAGCUAUGGUCAAAAUGGUGAUGCUGUUAGAAAACGUGACCUGACAAUCCAAACAUAUAUUAAAAGGCGACUGGCAAUGUGUGCAAGAAAGCAAGGUAGACUUCGAGAAGCAAUCAAAGGAUUUCGAGAUCUGUCACGGGAUCAAUCUCUCUCCACGUUGUUAUCAGUUCAAGACAAUUUGAUAGAGGCUUGUUUGGAAGUGCAGGCGUAUGCGGAUGUUCAAAAUCUGCUUGUGAGAUAUGAUGGUUAUGGUGCUCCUUGUUCCUACGAACUCCGCGAGCCUAGAUCAGCAGCAAUGAGCUACACCUCUGCUUUACUCAAAGUUCGAGCAGUUGCUGAAAAUUUUCGUUGUGCCACCGACCCUGGUGUACGUCGUGGUCUCUCAUCUGCAGAACAAACAGCCAUUGAAGCUUUGACCCGAGCUAUGGAAUUCAACCCACACGUACCUCCAUACCUUCUCGAAAUUCGUUCAAUGAUUUUGCCACCCGAGCAUUUUCUAAAACGUGGCGACUCUGAAGCCCUCGCCUACGCAUUUUUCCAUAUACAGCACUGGAAACGAAUUGAUGGAGCUCUGCAACUGCUUGCUAUUGUAUGGAAGGAUUUCACCCCUAAAGUCUGCAAAGAUAAGGUUACGUUUUCUUCUCAAUUGGAAUCUGCCGACAGAGAAUUACUCCCAGCUUGGCAUGAACAAUCUGUUUUUCCGAAAUCGGAAGGGACCGUGUUGAUGCUUGUACAAACAUUCAUGUGCCUUGCUACAUGUCUCUUCUUUGUCUUCAAUCAUCAACUCUCUGCGUCUUCAAAUGAUUAUGUCCGCACUAUUUCUACUAUCGGAAUGCAAGUAUACGAAAGUUCGAUGCAUACUUUUUCUCAAUGGGCUCCUGGUAAUAUCAUCCCUUAUCUGGCUUCAAAGCAGGUCAUCCGAUCUGAACGUAACUUUUUAGAUAUGUCAAUAAAUGCAGUAGAUUCAAAGAAACUGGUUGAAGCGCUUCUUGGUGAUCUUCGUCUUCUGUCCCAAGAAGCGAAGAAGAAACAGAAUCAUGUGAAAGAAGCGGCGGAAACAGGAGUUGUUAGAAUCCGAAAUAUUAGCACAGCAUCAGUUGGAGAUACAGUUCUUAUAACAAAUCUCCGGGCAGCAUGUACAGAAUUGUUACAUCCAUUAGUUCUUGCAUGUGAAACACGGCAUACCAGAUUAGUUCAAAUCGCGUUACAAGGAAUUCAGAGGCUUGUGCAACACAGAAUUCUUAGUGGGAAUGGAGCGACAAACGUCACAAAUGAAUUAUGGGCAUUAGUUGAAGCAGAAUGUGAGGAACUACGAGUUUUGCAAACUGUACCACCACUGGUAUCCUCAGAAUUGGUGGUUACCGGAAAUACUUUAGCAAAAUGUAUUGUCAUGUGCUUCCGUCUCCACUUCGCUAAAGAUCCCAUAGUAAUAAAUGCUGCUUCCGCGGCCGUCCGACAAUUAGUCUCUACAGUUUUCGAACGGGUGAUUCAAGAAGACGGCAUAUUCUCCUCGGAGCUCACUGUCGUUAAUCCAUCAGGUGGCCGUCCCAGUCCAAGAGCUGCACCUCCAACAUUGCGGCCUUGUGCAGCAGAUGCUUACAUGCUUUUCAAAGACCUGUGUCUUCUAAUAAAUGGAGAAGCUCCAAUCUGGCUAGUUGGAAUCCAAGAGAUGACGAGAACACUCGGUCUUGAACUUCUCGAAUCCCUUUUAAAAGGAUAUCCAUCUGUUUUUAUCAGGCACACUGAAUUCGGUGAUUUAUUGAAAGAUGACGUUUGCCCGUUGAUUAUUCGGUUGUUCUCUCCAAACGUUAAGGCAAUGCACAUUUCCUCUCAACAUCCAUCAUCCCGAAUGAGCAAUUCAUCUAUCAGCAGUUAUCCUCCAACGGUUUCUCACGAAAGGCAGUCUUUUCCGAUUUCAAUGCGCCUUGUUCGAAUCGUUACUCUCAUCGUCCAGUUCUAUCAAAACAUUCUGCACACAGAAUGCGAAAUUUUCAUAUCGACUUUGCUGAAAUUCGUGGAUGGGGACAGGAAAGGAUGGCAGCGCCCUCUAGCGUUAGAAUCAUUACAUCGAAUUGUGUCCAGCACUGACCUUGUAAAAUGGAUGACUGAAUCCUUCGAUUGUAGACCUAAUUCAACGCAUGUACUGGAGCAAGUUGCUAUCGGAUUGUCCACUGUUGUACAACAGUCACUCGUCUGUACAACGUUUUCAAGUGAUCAAGAAAAUGAACUAGAACGAAGUCAAGAAGACGGAGGUCCUGGAUUUCUCACGAAAGGGUUGUGGGUACCGUAUGUCGAGCAUCUUACCUCCAAAAAGACUAUACUGUUAGAUUCCCUUGAUCGGAUGGAUGCAGUUGCAAUUCCAGAAGGAUAUGUGCUUUCCCGCUGCUGUGUAGCUCUUUGUGAUAUGACACAAGCUGUGUAUGCUGCUAUUGAUAAACUAUGUAUUCCUGAUGAAAACAGCGAAUCUGGAAGCUCAGAAGCCAACUUAGAAAUUGCUAAAGUGGCUUAUGCUAAUACACAACCAAGUAUCCUUGCUGCUAUUGGAAGUCUUCUCGCAACAAGUACUGAUGAAAUUGUUAGUGAUCAACUUCUUUGCUGUCUUUCCACUCUAAUUUCUGCUGGAUGUCGCGUUGAAGCAGAUGCCGAUCUUCACCGAAGCGUCUAUGUUCUGGCCAUCAUGAGUCUCCCUUCACCGUCCUAUUUGAAUCAAUUUGCUGGAAUUCCUCCACCAAGUCCUGUCAGCAAACGAGAAGUUCCUAUUUCUGAGCAAGUUUUUGAUUUGGAAUCAUGGCCUUCUACUGCCCAAGUGACUGCCUCCGGACCACCAUGUCCUUGCCCUGUUGUGUCAACUGACUUAUGGAAUAAACAAGUGCUGCUCACCUCAAAAAAUUUGCAAGCUGCUCGUACAUUCAUUGCUUCAAUCACAACACAUAUCAAAGAGUUGAAUGAUUUAUGGUACUUAUGUAUGGCAACUUGUGAGCAUCUUUCCUGGCUUCUUGCCAUGCGACCAACUCAAGUAGGGCAGUUUGAAAGAGAAACGAGAGACGAUCAUUCUAAUGGACCGACAGUUGUCACAAAUGCAGCAUUAGGAGAUAUUGGAAUGCUAUCUUCUUUGAUGGACAAAGUAGCUCCUGCAAUCGCAGCACUUCCCAAUGAUCAGUUCCUUUUGGUUGUAGAUGCUCUGAUUCGUCUCUCUGAUGAAAGUUUAGCUGUGGCUGCUACUGGAAGGGAAAGUUCGCUGUUCCCACUCGCGGUUCUUUACAGAGUUUGCUCGCUUUCUCUGUCUAGAAUCAAUGUGUUUUGGGGAAAAGUUUCAAAUCAUUUUAUCAAGGUUUGCAACCAUACGUCAGUUUCUAUGCGUGACUGGGCAGCAGUUGCACUGACAUCAUUGGCGAAACAUGCAGUAAAAUCAAAAACUUCGAUGGACCCUAAAAGUCAACAAGAGAUGGUAAUUGCUUCCUUGUUAGCCCUCUGCUCAAUUCCACACAUCCAAGUUCGACGAAGACAGUUGGAUUGUGUCAUGUCACUUAUGCAAACUGAUGGAUCAUUUUUGCUCUCAACGUCUUGGCCAAAUGUGAUACAAAUUAUUUCGGCUAUAAUUGAUAACGAUACAGGGUGUGAAUUGUCACUCGUUCGACAAGGUUAUCUUGGGCUUCGUCUCGUGUCGUCUGACUUCUUACAAUCAAUUCCAUUCGAUUGUAUUUCUGGACUAUGGACGAUAUCUGACUUCGUCUACCGUAAAAUGGAAGCUGUUGGUAGUGACGCUUCGGAAGUUGUUUGGAUGGUUCUAUACACUUGUCUUUCUGAAUCCUGCGUCGAUUCUCGAUUCGCCGUCCGUAAAUCUGCUUGUCAAACUCUUCUUCAAACAGUUACUGCUCACGGACAUGCUCUUCGGGCUCCAGCUUGGCAUAACGUAAUUUGGCAAAUUAUGAUACCUCUUCUCGACAAAGUUAGAUCACAAACGAGAUGUGCAUCGACAGAAAAAUCAAACGGAGAACUCAUUAUGCAUCAUUCAAGAGAUACUGAACAAAAACAAUGGACUGAGACGUGCAUUCAUACUCUUUCUGCUAUUUCAAAAAUCUUCAACUCACAACGGAAGUCACUUCUAGCACUUAAUGACUUCGGUGCGGUUUGGGAAGCUUUUCUUGGAUAUCUCGACUGGGCAGCCUGCUAUGAAAAUGCCGAAUUAUCAUUGUCAGCUAUAAGAAGUUACCAAGAAGUUUUGCUGGGAAAAAUCUCUUCUCAAACAUUGAAUGUGAAUAGUCACGAAAAAAGCAACGGUUCAGAAUCGACAAUAGAUGCCGUCACUCCCGAACUACCACAACCACAAUGGGUGGAAUCAUGGAAAGUAUGGCUUAGAAUUUCUAGAGGAUUGGCCAGACAAGGAUGUGCUGCAGUGGCGAAUUCUGUAAAUGCGGAAACCAAAUCCACUUCUUCAACGCCUCGAAUGAAUUCUUCUACAUCUUCUUUAACGUCACUUGCCCCAGGUGUUUAUGUUCCUGGUCCUUCUCAUCUAACCGCUAUUCUUCACAUCUUUCCACCAUUGUUCGACAAAGUGGCCAAAAGUAUCACCAUUGAUGACUUGAAAUACGAAAGUCUUCCUGCAGUAUUAGAAAGUAUGAUGAAUGUUCCGAUCCCAUCCGAGCAAGCUCCAUUUGUGCUCCCAUCGUCCUCUACUCAUUUGACACCUACACAAGAAGCUCUGUUGGAAGCUGUUAAAAUUGUAUUCGUGGAAUGUACUAUCUCUGGAACAAUUCUACGAGCUGCCAUUCCUGACCAAAUUAGACUGUUGCUCAAGUUUGCAAGUAUGGCAACACAAAGAAUUUCCCCUAAUAAAGUGGCACCUGGUGGACAGAAAAGCUAUAGAGAGUACGCGCUUACUACCAUCGUUCCUUUUUCUGAAUACUCUCUUCGAAUUGCCAUUGAAUUCUUCACAUCGACUUCUCAGUAUCCUGACGUUGCGAAUUCGUUAAUAGCUAUCGACAUUAUAAAGUUUCUUGGUGAACCACUGUACAUGAAGUACACCUGCAUAUCUCCGAGUACUUGGAAACUUGCUGCCAGUUCUUUGAUGUCCGUUUUGAGAACAUCCAUUCCAUAUGCUCGUCAGAACCCUGAAGUUUUUCGUGGCUUAUGGUCAACUAUCUGUGACACAAUGGAACGAUGGCUGUUCACUCCAAAUAAAUCAAAUAGAUUAGCUGCCGAUGAAAGAAAACGAGACGAAUUAAUGGAAUGCCAGGCAAUUGAAAUCAUCAGAAGUGAGAUGCUUGCCUACGCUUCUCGUUUACCUCAAGAAGAUGUUCAACGUCUCAUUUCUCUUCUCCAUCGCGGUUCCAUUUCACAAAUUGACUCCACAGAUGUUCUUGCUUCAGACUCCCAUACUCAACGCAAUGAGCUGGCCAAAGCUUGUUUUGAUGCUCUUCUGAUGUCGACUGAUGGUGCUCAAGCUGAUACGGAAGAAGAAGACACCAGAGGAAUUCUCGGGAACGUCGCAGUAACGAGUCUUCUUCAAAGAUGCACGCAGGUGAUGUCUGACUUCUGUAAAGAUUGGUCAGCUGCUGGAGACCUCCGCCUACCAAGAUCUAGAAUUCUGGAAAUUAUUUCUGCUCUUCAAGCCAUAGAUUCUCUAAUUGCUCGACUAGCAAGAGACCCCCGAAUGACGGAACUAUACUCGCAACUUGUUUCUCUGUUUCCAUCAGUUGUAGAUGUUAUGCCUUGCUGUCACGCUGAUGCUCAACUUGAACAGCAGCUCAUAAAAACGAUAAAAUCCUACCAAACACUUUUCCUUCUUCAGAAUAUCCCACAAUCCACCGUGUAA